AUGAAGGAAACACCCAAGCUAACCACAAAGAACUGGUAUGCUUGGAACCCUUGCCUCCAAAACAACCUAUCCAACUGGCCACCUGCCCUAAAGCACCUCAAUGGUAUCACCAAGCCAGGAGAUAAAAAGUUCAAUCAAAAACUAGACAAAAACCUCUGCACAAUCCUCCAAAGCCAUGCCAAACUCACAGGGACCAACAACAUCAACUAUCUCUUCAUCCAACCUGCAAAGGCUGAACCCUGGAAGCUACACAAACUAUACACUUUCCUCAAGAAAGACCUUACCAAGAUGGAGCAUAUCACUGAAUCAACCCUCCUCAAUGAAGCUGGUAGGAUCCAGAUGUUCAAUGUGGACAUCCACAAGCUUGUCACAGAUAUCAAUGAACAUUGGGCCAAAGCCAAAUCAAUGGGGUAUAACCUAACCUGGGUCCUCAAGAUCAAGACACUCAUUGACCAAAGAAAAUUCAUCGGAACAUACCAAAAUUGCAACACAAACCUCCAGGACAAUGGCUGA
Molecule: messenger RNA, 513 nt
Organism: Ustilago hordei
Lineage: Eukaryota; Fungi; Basidiomycota; Ustilaginomycetes; Ustilaginales; Ustilaginaceae
Exons: 1
Coding region: 1-513 (170 amino acids)
Source: RefSeq, a predicted model, not a curated record